AUGUCACAACGUUCUAAACGAGUAGCUUUUUCAGUGGAAAGUCUACGAGAAGAAGUAGACCAAGAAAUAGAUCAAGAGGCAAUUGAUAACAAAUUGUUAAGUGAUAUUAGAGCUAUUGAUCUGAAUUUGGUAGACUGCAUUUCGGCACAAAUCAUUUUUUGCGCUGUACUUGUUAAAUUCAGUCUCAACACUGUUUGUGCUUUUGCUAAUAUUGUCCCAUCGUUAUGUGUACUGCCUAUAAAAAUACGUGGGGAAGUUUUGAAGUUGUUGCAUCCACAUAUAUCUGGAAAUGACGCCGAAACACUUUUCAAAUGCAUGAGAAAGGUGAACCUGCCGAAUCUGGUAAAUUCUUCAAAUACCAGUCUAGUUCAUGUAUUUGCACCGCCAUACGGACACUGUCUUGAUUGCAAUUUGUCGUUAGUCCGUCAUAAUGACCCAGUAAAAGUCCAGUACCAUCAUCAUUAUGGUACAAGUGAAGGAAUUAAAGUAUCCUUAAAGUGUAGUCGGUGCAAAAUGUUUUAUGGUUAUUCAAAGUAUGGCAACCCUGAAACUGGAUGGAAAUUGUAUCCUGAAGCCAGAACGUCAGUAGAAGCAUCUGAUGUGUGUCUUGUGGAGAGAUCGCUACUAAAAUGGCAAAUAUCUUUAGCGUAAGUUUAAUAUGGGUUAUGAUUUUCAGUUUUGCAUGAAUACUGACUGCAUCCACGAUUUUUUUUGCAUCAAUACCGGCUGUGAAUGAUAACAUGGCAUGUUAUUGCAUGUUUGAAACUUCAGUAAUUUCUUACUCGUGGAAAUGAUACUUGUUUGUAACUUUAGUUCUCUUUUUUUCUACGGUGCCUCAAUUAAAAUAGAAAUCAUAGUUGGGUGAGCUUUUCUGGGUUUUCCACAGCAUUCAAUGAAGUAUUUGAUCAGCUUGGGUCCAAAGACGAAGGUAUAUAUAAUCGUGCAUAUAUUACGUUUGCUCCAAUGGCUGUAGUGCCUAUAUAAUGCUUAAUUGAUAGUAUAUUAAUAUUUUAGCAUAUUCAGUUUCUGUUGCAUGCUUAAGGCUCGCACAGCCUAUAUUAUUAGAAUAUAGACCGGCCUAUUACAACACUGUGUGCAUGUGUAUUGCGACACCUUUGACUGAAUGCGGUAUCAGUUUUUAUCUGGACCAGAAAGUGAACGGCCGAUUUAAUAUUGUAUCCUGCCCGCUCUGACCUAUUUUACUGCUUCUAUUUAUCAGCAGAAUUACUCUAAAGGUUUUGUGCUCAUAACUUGUCAUAAUGUCAAUAGCGAGUCAUUUUAGUUUGUUAGCAGUUUUAAUGUCGUUAUAUAGUUCCCCGGCAUAUACUUGCGCUGUUUGUUUUUAAUAUCUUCUUUGGCUUCACAACUGCCUUCUGACUCUGUAGGUUUUGGAGAGAAACAAUGUGCGGCUGCGUUUUGGAACGGCGAACUUGAGGAAGAGCUAAGGGAGAGUGGCACUUUAGAGUUUUUUGGAUUGAUGAAGAAAGAUGAUGAUCGCGAAAAAAUUAUGGAAGAAGUAGACAAAAACAGAGCUAAAUCUGUAUAUAAACAUUCACAGGAAGAUUGUUCAGAAGGAUGCAAGACUAGAGGUUAG
Paramuricea clavata is the source of this 1594-nucleotide messenger RNA. Lineage: Eukaryota; Metazoa; Cnidaria; Anthozoa; Malacalcyonacea; Plexauridae. The record is from the annotation of a GenBank genome assembly.